Molecule: messenger RNA, 402 nt
Organism: Colletotrichum lupini
Lineage: Eukaryota; Fungi; Ascomycota; Sordariomycetes; Glomerellales; Glomerellaceae
Exons: 2
Coding region: 1-402 (133 amino acids)
Source: RefSeq, a predicted model, not a curated record
AUGGCCCGCCCAGAAAGAGUACUAGCACGCUGGGCUUACUUUUGGUCAAUUCAUUGGCUACAAAUGUACCGCGCACCAAGCUUUUGCCGGCAAACUACAAUCAAGGUACCUUACCUUAGCACGGUAUCCGCCCAGCUUUUCUGCAAGCUCUCCAAGCUGCCUAGGCAAGUGCGCCUGAUUUCUGAGCGCGCCUUCCAAUCCUCCUCUCCCGCAUGCACUUCAUCGUCCGGGCAUGCUCUUUCUAGUCCUCGAGACUUUCUGGCGAACAUUGAUAUCCAACCUUCGGUCGCAUCACCGAGUCUACCGUCACCAGCUAUUCUCUCUUGCGCCGCGGCCCUAGACAUCUGGGCAAGCCUCAUUCCUGCCUACGAUUCUGACUUGCACUUGACAGAGACUGCUUGA